Messenger RNA from Numida meleagris (helmeted guineafowl), 3163 nucleotides. It is a transcript of the gene HAUS3, whose product is annotated as HAUS augmin like complex subunit 3. Gene Ontology annotation, cellular component: HAUS complex; mitotic spindle; centrosome. The record is from RefSeq and is a predicted model, not a curated record. The coding region runs from base 435 to 2279 and encodes 614 amino acids. NCBI's taxonomy places the organism in Eukaryota, Metazoa, Chordata, Aves, Galliformes, Numididae. The transcript is spliced from 4 exons. Gene Ontology annotation, biological process: centrosome cycle; spindle assembly.
UUUCAGGUGCGAAAAGCUAUAUAAGUAAAACACUUUAGCAGGAUAAGGGGUUACUCAUUAAUUACAUCUUUUUGAAUUAAUGGUGAAAUUCGCUUUUAGCGUCAAAGUUACGUCCACUAUGCAAAACGAUUUAUUUUUGCAAGUAUCUGGGAUUUAAUUGUUGCCUAGAAACGCUUUGGUUAUCAAAUCAGGACAAAAAUAUCUUAAGACAUCCCUGAAAUAAAAAUUGCUUUCUGGUCUUACUAACAACUGUAGCCCAUAGUAGAAUUCAGUUUUCUGGUGUGAUCUGCUACUUUCACCUUCCUGUGCAGAUGCUUUUUGUUAAAAUACUGAAUAUUCAUUUAAAAUGACCAAAAAAAAAACCCACAGUAGAAUAGUUGCCUAGAAUUUUUCCGUAUAUUUGGAUCUUUUCUGCUUUCGAAAAUACUUCAGUCAUGAGCUGUGGAAAGGAGUUUGUGGAAAUUCUUAAGAAAAUUGGAUAUCCAAAAGCUGAUGAGCUAAAUGGAGAAGAUUUUGACUGGCUGUUCGAGUCUUCGGAAGACAAAUCAUUUCUGGAGUGGUUUUGUGGAAAUGUAAAUGAGCAGCAUGUGUUAUCUGAAAAGGAACUGCAAGAUUUUGAUUGUCUUCUCGAGUCUGGAAAGCCCAUUUUAGAAGGAAAUGCACUGGAUGAAGUCCUUAAAACCUGUAAGCCUGCGGAUUCAGGGAACAGCCAAGAGGAGGAGGAGGAAGAACUUAAGAAAUUAGAGGAUGAGCUUCGAACUCUUCAGAAGAUGAAAAGUCUUACAAUCCAUAGGCAUAAUAAGCUUCAGAUAAUGAUUUCUGAAAACAGCAAUAUGUUACGGGCUCUGAAAAUCAAAGAGGAAGAAGCACAGAAAGAUUUGAAAGAAGGUCUAGAACUGUUCGCUGCAGCGAAUAAUAAACUUAAUAAUGAACUGCUGUCUCUUGUAGAUGGAGUUAAGAAAUUGGCCUCUUUCUUCACUGCUUCAGCUUCGGAACAAGGAUCAGGUUUGUAUCCAGUGUUUUUUUCCCAGCUUUCCUUGGACAAGUAUUUAUCUCGGGAAGAGCAUUGCACUGCAGCACUUGCCUCGUAUGCAAAAAAACAUUUUUAUCAGGGUGUGUUGGAAUUGGAUGAAAAUUUGCAUGAAGACAACAUUCAGCUUGCAGAUAUUGGCAAAUGUGUCACUUGUGAUGAGACUACUGUAGCUUGUGGAAAGAGUCAGGAGAUUGCCAGCCUCCAGACAGCAUACAUUUGUGCUCAUCGUCAGCUAAUUGAACUGCAAUCUGAAGAAGAGAGCUUGAAUUCAGCUAUACAAUGUGCAGAGAGCAUGCUGCAGUCCUUAAAGAGCAAGGGUACUGGAAAACAAGAAAACCUCGAGGCCAAAAUAUCUAGUUUAAAUGAUGAAAUCUCAACAAUUAAGCAACAGAUAGCUCAAAUAAACAAUGAAGAUCUGCCUUCCCUUUUGAAAGAGCAGGCACAGCUGUUCACUGUGCCAGUGGUAAUGGCAGACCUGGAUCGUGAGAUUGCUCAGCAGGACCGUUACGCUUCUAAACAGGAUGAAAUCUGCAGCCAUCUGAUAAGACAGAAAGCAUCAUUUGAACUUAUUCAGCUAGCCUAUGACAUUGAACUGAAGAAACACAAAGACAUCCACUGUCAACUUGAGAAUUUGAUAGAAUCUCUGAAACAGAGCAGUAAUGAGAUGCAACAGAGACUAGAGGCGUUAUCUAAGCAAAUUGAACUUGCAAAGCCAAGAAACACUAUUAGUUCAAAGGAUGAUUUCUCUUGUCGGCUCUACCAGCUUUUGGAAGGAGAAAACCAAAAACAACUGUUUAAAACAUACAGAAACCUGGAACAGAUGGCUCAGAAGUUAAGUCAGGAUUGCGUGACAGCACAAGACCAGCUAGCAGUAUCUUCUCAAGAACAGUCUCUCUUGUUGUCCAAAGUAGACGGUGAUAUAAAUGCUCUUCGUGAUGCUCUGUAUUGUGGAGGAAAUCAGAUACUACUCACUAGUCGGGAACUUACUGAGCAGUUUCAUCAACUGGAAGAUGAUUUAAAUAAACUAAAUCAACUCGUUAUGGAUCUUAUUGCUGAUGUGAAGUCAAAGAGAAACUUUCUAGCGUCCAAUAAGCUGCAUCAGAUGGAAAGAAAUUUGUACGUCUAUUUUUUCAAAGAUGAGAACCACUUGAAAGAGAUAGUGGAGAAGUUUGAGCAGCAGUCAGAGGCUAAAGCCAGUGGUCUGGAUGAUGAGAAUUUCACCACCAGUGAAUUCCUUAAUGUUUAACCUUCAGUGUAUUCUUAAGAUAGGAAAACAUGUUAAUGUAAACUGUCGACAAGUUUAUGGAAUGAUAAGUACUAGCUUAUCUAGGUGAACGUUUAUCUGUCAUUGCAAUGUAUGUUUAGCUGCCACAGUUGCCAUGUUUGGAUUAUAUGCUGCUUUAUGGCUUUGGCAUUUGGUCAUUCGGUUCAGGUUCUUCAAUAUUAAUUAACACAUUAGUUGCUUGAAUGAAUUAUAUACAGACUGCUCUUUUACUGGCCUGCAUGUUGAUUUCCACUGUGUACAGCAUAGCACAAAAGAAAGCUUCAUACCCUUGAGAUAGUUUUCUCGCAUGAUAAGAAACUUUCAAUACAUGAAGAGGGAUUCCAGAUUCUGGAACACGAAUGUAAUGUGCUUCCUUCUGAAGAGGAAAGUUGUCCAAGGCAGAAAUAAUGAUUCUGCUUUACAGUUCCUCUUAAGAUUUUUUUGUAUGGGAAUGUGUCGGAAUAUCGAAAUACCAGAAUCUGUUUGAAGUACCAGGACCAUCUGUUUCUUGACCAGCAUAUCAUUUCUUGUCGUCUUAUUGAAAUUAGUCCAUACUUACAGCAAACUUCUCAACAAGGGAAUUUUUAAUUUACCUUUUGGACUUGGACAUUUUUGGAUUAUCUUUUUGCAGUAUUUACUCUCUGAUUUGUGAUGCAAGGCAUUUAAAUGAUGUUUUCAUACUCCUGCUUAGACUAGUAUUAUGACUGCUUGUCAAACUUUUGUGUAGCUUCCUGAUAGACCAAUGGCAUUACAUUUGAUUUUAUGGUAUAAAAAGUCCCAGACUUUUGUUUUCUGAUUAGAUCAGCUGUACUUGCUUUCAAGUGUUGUACAUAUUGAUAAAGACUGGUAAAUAAGCUUCAACUUAA